Messenger RNA from Ooceraea biroi (clonal raider ant), 3908 nucleotides. RefSeq lists its product as uncharacterized. Gene Ontology annotation, biological process: nuclear migration along microtubule. The record is from RefSeq and is a predicted model, not a curated record. Lineage: Eukaryota; Metazoa; Arthropoda; Insecta; Hymenoptera; Formicidae. Gene Ontology annotation, molecular function: lamin binding; actin filament binding. Gene Ontology annotation, cellular component: nuclear membrane.
UGUCACUGACGAGAAUAUGAUAAGAAUAUUUAAUCACGCUGUCGAAGAUAGAAAGGGCGUGGGGCACUAAUGAUACGUGCUCUACAUAGUUCCGUAAUUCAAUCGACACGUAUGUACAUACGGAAAUUCUCACUAGUGUUAACUCAAAUUUAAAUACAAAAUUCAAUUAUUCGUUUACUUGGAUAGCAUGGAAAUGAGGUUAGGUAGAAAUUAAAAGUCCCAGUGUAAAUUACACGUGCGCACCGACUACGAAAAUACCAGGCAGAAUUUAAUAUCCAUUUGUAUGAUUAUUUGCAUAAACGUAACCGUCUCGUAGCAGCAGUAAGCGGUGGUGUAAAAUCAGCGCCGGCAUUGGCUCGGCACGUGUCGCGCGCACAGCGCUCGUGAACGUGAUCUGCUGGUGAUUUAUUAACGAAGAGGUCAACGGUGUCGUUGGUUAUGGCGGUACUGCUCUGCGAUCGUUUGGCGGGAGAUACAGCGUGCAGUUAAUAUCGGUGUCUCGCGAAUUUCAGAGAAACGUCUUCCGCGUUGGCGCCGCGUGCUGCUGCAUGCGUCUCCUCUCGCUUUAAAGUGCUUUUAUUGCGCCGGGCACGAUGGACUUUGAUCAUAACUUGGUGUUCAAUCAUGCGUCCGCGUUAGCCCCGGUUCUUUUAAUUUUCGCUAUGAGUUUAACGAUUUUCUAUAAGCUAAGAAUGAGAUGGCCGAUGAAAGUAAACUGCUGGUUUUGUAACGAGGACGCGAAGAUCUUGAGGCAAAGUCUGGAUUGGUGGUUGUGUCCCUGGUGCGAACAGUACAAUGGCUUUUCCAAGACUGGUGAUUAUUCGUUCAACAUUCCGGAACAGUACACGUCAAGCAAGUGUGCAAGAUACUGCAAAGCUGCAAGAAACAUAGGCAGUAGCCCGAGUCUCUGUAUGGAUUGCAACGAACGGGAAACCGUGAAAUUAACAGCGUUGUCCAACUUCGAGCCUAGAAACGAAAGGUUUUACGAUCGAGAGCUCAAAACUUUCAAGAAGGACCUGGAGGAAAAAUAUCCAGUGUGUAACAAGUGCAAGUCGAUGGUGUCGGGAGUGUUGAAAAAGCAGGCGUUGUGGCUCACUCGUUACAAGAUGCUGUUCUUUCGGCAGAAACCAGUCAAAGCGAUUAUUCAUAAAGCGAGAAAGUGGGGGAUGGUCUUUCGAGUUAUCUCGAUAACCCUCGACUCAGUUGUCGUUUAUAAUAACGACUUGAUGUGGCCGCCAGUCGGUGGAUUAUUCUUUCACUUAUGUGCUACUUGGGCGUGUUCGAUGAAAACAAAUAAUUACAACACGUUAUUAACAUUUUUAUGGUUCUGCAUUAUUCUUCUCACAUUUAUCAAGAAUCUAACAAUUCCUCCAAUUUUCUGGCUCACAUCGGAGCACGUUGUACAGUAUCAUAUGAUAACAAUAUGCGCCUCUAUUAUAGUCUUCGUCAGCGCAAAAGCCACCUCGUGUAAAAAUACAUUGACUGGGUCAGUGGCGUUUAAGAAGCUCGGGCAGAAUGUCUAUGAUUAUCACGAUGAAGACGAUGUUUUAAAUGAGACGAGCAGCAGUACUGAAACAGCUUCUGAAAUAAGCGAAUUAAAUGUAACUGAAGUCAACCCUCAAUUAGCAAUAUUGAAACAGUUCACGACUAUCGUCAGCAACAACAGAAGUAACGCGAACUUCCUCUCUCAGAGCAAGAACGGUUCGCAAAAUGCUUUCUGUCUGGACGACAGUCUGAGCACCCUCUCACUAAGCGAGGACUCGCGAAGGUGCAGCAAUAAUGCAACAGCGACAGCAACGAUCUUCGAGAGAAGGAUAUACAACGUAACGAGCUCCGAGAAUCUGUUCAGGAAGUCCGGUAACGCAUCUAACAAGAGGUACAUCCUGGCGCCGCCGAAGCUGAGGUCCGUCACGCAAACGUCAUGGGUAGCCGGCGGCUACUGGCAGGAGAGUAUGAUGACCCCGCCGCCGUCGACGCUCUCGCGAUCGUCUAGCCAGAGUUCCGGUUUCGGGUCAGCUGGUUCGUCGAACCUCGCGUUCUCCCGCGAGCCGUCCGUGCAUGAAUUCGACCGGUGCUCCGUCAUGUCGGACGGCACGCGGUCGUGCCAUACACCGCGGCCGACACACGCGGUGUCAGCGAAUCCUGCGAGACGCGGUUCACCGGCGCCGCAGUUUCACUCGCAGCCGCGCUUUGGCGACGCAGCGACGAUGAGCGAUCAUCACUCGCCGUCCGUAUCGUCGCCACUGCUUCGCGCAACGUACAACAGGGAGAACUGUGUUCAGGAGGGCUACGUCUCCCGGGACCCGGACGUCGACCAGCGGAACGGCCCAAUGCCGGUGUACCCAAACCACACGACGAUCAUCGCGAGCCCCGGCUGGCUAUCCGCGAUGUUCUGCGGCUCCUUAGUAUUGAACAUGAUAGUGCUGUGUACCAUGUUACUACAUAUAUUACAUUAGCAAGCAAUUAGUCACCGCCGGGUGUGUUCAUAGUAAUUUUAGUGAUUACUACUGCCGCAUUUAUGUGAUCGAACGAGCGUUAGUGUUACCAAUCAAUCCCCUAAUUCGGGUAUACUUUUUCCUUUUUUUCGUUUUCGUUUUCUUUCUUUUUUUACCUUCUCUAUUUCACCAACAAUUUUUUUACUGCUGCUGCUGUAAAAUCUUCGGAUUUUAUAAGGGUUUAGCACGUUCGUUGCCACGCACUUGUCGCACGUGUGACGCACAGAUAGAUUUCUGACGUGCGACAGUGAUUGUUUUAUAUUGUUGUAUUUCACAUUUAAGGGCAGGCUACCUUUGCAAUAUCAAAAAGAAAAAAAAAGUGCGUGUUGGACUGUAGCGAUUUUCCAACCGCACGGCGGUAGCGAACGUGUUAAUCUCGAGUUCUGCUUAGGUGUGAGGUAACGUAAGUAAUUUAAGUAAUACUAAUAUAUAUUUCUCUCUCGUAAAACGAGUAUUUAUGGAUGAACGACUAUUACUGCCAGUUAAAAGAGACGACCGAAAUCUUCUGUUCUGCUGAAACAGUCGACUUGACGUUACACUGCCAAACUUGCUACCUGUUACAGAUUUACGUACUUUGGUCGAACAUAUCCGCUGAUCUUUGUGAAUUUUGUAAACGCGCAAACGCAUUUACACUCUUUUUACACGGUUAUACAGUUAAAUACAACAGUUACAUAGAGUUCGCGCGCGAAUACGUUAUACAAUUUUCGGAUCUCGAGUCGCAGCAGAGCCGCAGUACGCGAUAUAUACGUGAAUAUAGCGGAAGCGAAAAUUGCGCUUGCGUGUCAUCAUCUUGGGAUAAUUUUGUACAAAAAGAAAGAAGAGUUUCCGUUAUAGACAAGAGACGAAAUAUUUUUAUUAGAAUAUCUUACAUAUACAUUUAACGUAUCCUAUAUAGUAAUAUUUUUGUGUUGAAUAUUUAUUGUUUAUAUAUAUUAUAAUAUAUUUGAAUUACUAUAUCGGGUCACUUAUGUAUAAUAUAUAUGACACACUUUGCAAAGCAAUGUUUCUCCUUUGCACAAGAUUGUCUCAAAGAAACGGGACAUGCAAAUGUUUUAUUCACACGCAUAAUUCUGUUGACUUGAGAAAAAGAAAUGUUAAAGGAACCGGUAAACGAUAAUAAAUGUGCGUCUCACAUUCUGACUAGCAAUUCGUCUAGAAACGAAAAAGAAAAAUGCUGAGGAUAUCUCGUUUUCCAUACAUAAUGUUAUCGAUUGUAUAUAUAUAUCGUGAAGAACUUUAUAAAGAAAAGGGAUCUAUGACAAGUAUAUACAUACGCCUCUUAGCUCGUAUGAACGAAGAAACUUGUUAUAAUUAUCAUGUUACUUAUUGUAUUCUGAUUAUUAUACGUUUUGAUAUCUGCGAUAUUGGACGACUAUUAUUAUAUUAACGAGAAUAAAACAAUCUUUUACAACA